Molecule: messenger RNA, 2760 nt
Organism: Penicillium verhagenii
Lineage: Eukaryota; Fungi; Ascomycota; Eurotiomycetes; Eurotiales; Aspergillaceae
Exons: 2
Coding region: 1-2760 (919 amino acids)
Molecular function (GO): protein-containing complex binding; protein binding
Source: RefSeq, a predicted model, not a curated record
AUGCGUCGCCAUGGUAGGUCGGGCGGGGGCCCGACUAAGGCCAUCACGCCCAUGUCUGAUAACCUGUCCCUCAUCCAUUCCUUCGAUUCGGUCAUGAACCCGAACCGACCCGUGCGCCCCUCGCCCUUGGCCUCCUCCCACAUUAAAGCGCUGCCGCUCGAACUCGUUGAUCGCCUGCGCUCAUUCCCCCUCUUUCAAGCUACACCCGAAUCCUUCUUAAUCGAAGUUGGCCAGCACCUGCGCCCGCAGCUCCAUGCCCCGAACGAUUAUAUUCUGACCGAAGGCGACGAUGCCAGAGCAAUCUACUGGUUGGUGCGCGGCGCUGUCUCCGUCACAUCGCGUGACGGGGAAAGUGUGUACGCUGAGUUGGAACCUGGUUCCUUCUUUGGAGAAAUUGGAGUGCUGAUGGAUCGGCCGCGCACCGCGACCAUUAUCGCCCGCACUCGAUGCAUGCUGGUCGUGCUCUCCAAGGAGGACUUUCGCAACAUUCUUCCGCGCUUUCCGGAUGUUGAACGCGCGAUCAUGGAAGAAGCCCAGGAGCGAUUGAUGAUUCUGGAGAAAAAGAAGAAAGAGACCUCGGCUCCUGUUGUGGACGACGAUCCCAUCCCCAGUCCAGUACGGCGGGGCUCAAAAAGGUUGCGGGAAAGUUUUUCCAAAGAUCUCAUUGUUGCGGAAGAUGAGGAUUUAAGUCUGAAGUCAGUCUACAAGAAACGGAAAUCACCGAGCCCAGGGCGACGAGAUGCAGCUAGUGCAUUGGCUAAUGGGCUGGUCAAUGUCCGCCUGCUGCUCAAAGAACUCCCACUUUUCUCCAAUUUACCGGCAGAUAUCCUUCAUUUUCUGGGCUUGAAUGCCCAGCCAGCCUCUUUCCACCCUUUUACCGACAUCAUCCAGCAGGACUCCCAGGGCCGCGAACUUUAUUUUAUUGUUCGAGGUGAAGUGGAGGUUGUGGCUGAAAAGCACGAAACACACAGCGAACACCAUGGCAAACCUAAUGGGGUUGACCACGGCGGUGUGGAAAUAAAAGCUAGACUCAAGCAGGGGCAGUACUUCGGAGAAGUGGUCAGUUUGGCACUAGCGCCGAGAAGGACAGCAACUGUCCGGUCUGUCACAUCGGUAGAAUGUCUCAUGCUGAGCGGGGAUGUGCUCUCCAAAUUCUGGGAGAUGUGCCCUCAAGAUGUCAGAGAGCAAGUGGAGCGCACCGCGCAAGAAAGGUUACAGGCGGCUUCCGAUGGCGAUGUAGUCAUGACGGAUGCCUCUGAAGAGCAAACAUCGAUCGACGAUCGUGUGAAGAUUACUUCAGCUCGGAGAAAGUCUAUGCCUCUAUUGACAUUGACUGAGACUGAGCUUGACGGCCCACACCAAUCCUUAUCUGGUGAGGAUCAGGAGCACCCUUUGGCACGGCCAUCCGACCCAGAUCCAUAUUUGAGCCUUGGGCUGGACAAGGUCCGACUUAGAAGCCGACGCGGUUCGGUGGCUCCUAUGACUCCGGAAGAAAUGACCGGUGAAUCCCAACGGCAAUCUCCCUCGGAACCUCGCUCUGCUACUUCAUCCACAUUUGCACUUCCUGAACCCCUCGAACUGUCUAGACCACAUCACCAUGCACGUCCCUCGACAAAUGCUCAACCCGGUGUCUUCGCGGAUAACAUCUUGCUCAACAUAUUCCGAUUUCUGGAAUUCCAUCACUUACUUCGACUCCGUGCAGUAUCGUCCCACUGGUGCGGUAUUCUAAACAAGUCAGCGGAUCUGGUCCAGGAUCUGGAUCUCAGUCUAUACAACCGUAAAGUCACCGAUGAUGCUCUGGUCAGGAUCAUCUGUCCAUUUGUCGGUAACCGGCCACGAUCUGUGAACAUCAACAAUUGUUUUCACAUCACCGACGAAGGGUUCAAUGCAUUAGUGAAUACCUGUGCACCCAACUCCACGACAUGGAAAAUGAAAAGUGUCUGGGAUGUAACGGCGUCGGCUAUUCUUGAAAUGUCGAGUAAAGCUACUAGCCUGCAAGAUGUGGAUUUAAGCAACUGUCGAAAGGUAGGGGACACUCUCAUGGCCCGAAUCCUUGGAUGGGUUAUCCCUGGAAAUCAAAAGCCCACAGAGGGCAAGAGUGCUUCUAUAAAGCCCACUUUACAGACAGCAGACAGCUUGGUCUAUGGCUGCCCGCAACUGAAAAAGCUCACGUUGUCGUACUGCAAACAUGUUACGGAUCGUUCAAUGCAUCAUAUUGCAUCGCACGCAGCGGGUCGAAUCGAAGAAAUGGACUUGACUCGUUGCACUACGAUCACCGAUCAGGGUUUCCAAUAUUGGGGAAACGCUCGGUUCACCAAUCUGCGGAAGCUCUGUUUGGCGGACUGCACUUAUCUGACUGACAAUGCCAUUGUGCAUCUGACCAACGCUGCUAAGCAGCUACAAGAAUUGGACUUGUCAUUCUGCUGUGCAUUAUCUGAUACAGCAACGGAGGUUCUUGCCCUCCAAUGCUCGCAGUUAAAGUCUCUGAACAUGUCAUUCUGUGGCUCUGCAAUCUCCGACCCCUCCCUCCACAGCAUUGGUCUCCAUCUCCUUUCACUUCAGCAUCUCUCCGUGCGCGGCUGCGUCCGUGUGACCGGGGUUGGUGUUGAAGCCGUGUCCGAAGGCUGUCACCAACUUGAUUCGUUCGAUGUCAGCCAAUGCAAGAACCUUCUUCCGUGGCUUGAGGAUGGCGGUGCGAUGCGUUAUCAACCACGUAUCGACUUCCAAAUCGUGGCUGCCAAUAUAAGGAAUUUCCGAUGA